AUUCUACUUUACUCAUCCACUAACGCGAUUUCAGGAAAACUCCAAUUAUCUGAGUUUGUGUGCCUAUAGGGUAUCCGAUAUGGGUGGCCAUCUCUUUCCCCUGAUCAAUACCUCCCUACGAUCAUCAGUAUUCCUAGCCAAGCCCUUGACAGCAUAUGUCUACAUGAAGUCCGUUACGAGUUAUAGCCAAGCAAGCUGCAAGGAAAGCCAUAUCCGUGAAUCAGCAGAUCAAGAGAGAGCGCCUUCGACUGCUCAAGAGUUUAAAAAGAUUGCUGAGGAGAAGCUGCGGGAGGCCGAUCGCGAGCAAGGUAUGGCUAGUCAGACGGCUGACAAGGCAUUUGAUGCUAUGGAAGAGGCUACUUUGGGAGACUCGAAACUUGAAUCUGUGAAGCGUAGGUCGGAGGAACACGAAGAUGGGGCUCAUGAUUACCGAAGGAGAGGGAUGAAGAGCCGCCAGAGGGAGUUAAAGCAUUUUCUAAAAAAGCCUAGCUACUUGGGCUACAAUGUCUAAAUAAAAACAAGAUCCUGAUGCAGAGUUUUGAGAAUAUUUUUUGUGUUUUUCUUUUAUUCAUGUCUGAAGACUUGGGGUGCCAAAGUAAUGCAUGGAUUUGAAUAGGAAAAUAAUAUAUAUAGUUGAAGUA
Messenger RNA from Juglans microcarpa x Juglans regia, 641 nucleotides. RefSeq lists its product as uncharacterized. Bases 80 to 511 code for a protein of 143 amino acids. The transcript has 2 exons. Lineage: Eukaryota; Viridiplantae; Streptophyta; Magnoliopsida; Fagales; Juglandaceae. The record is from RefSeq and is a predicted model, not a curated record.